This is a messenger RNA of Vigna radiata var. radiata (mung bean), 993 nucleotides long. RefSeq names its product NAP1-related protein 1. Gene Ontology annotation, cellular component: nucleus; chromatin. The coding region runs from base 118 to 915 and encodes 265 amino acids. The record is from RefSeq and is a predicted model, not a curated record. Lineage: Eukaryota; Viridiplantae; Streptophyta; Magnoliopsida; Fabales; Fabaceae. The transcript has 10 exons. Gene Ontology annotation, molecular function: chromatin binding; histone binding. Gene Ontology annotation, biological process: nucleosome assembly.
ACCCUAAGUCUCACUUUACUACUACCCUGUCUCGCUCUGCCUAAACCGUGCUAGGGUUUUACGAACCAGCUACGCAAGAACCCUCAGGGGCCGUCCAGAACCGAAUAAGGAAGAAAGAUGGUGGCCGACAGGACCAAGAAGUUGAAGGUUUCCGAAAAGGGAGAGAACCUCGACGAAAUCGACGGAGAACUUGUCCUUUCCAUUGAGAAGUUGCAGGAGAUCCAAGACGAGCUGGAAAAGAUCAACGAAGAAGCCAGCGACAAAGUUCUCGAGAUAGAGCAGAAGUACAAUGAGAUUAGGAAGCCCGUUUAUGACAAGCGGAAUGAUAUUAUCAAGUCAAUUCCUGAUUUUUGGCUAACUGCUUUUUUGAGUCAUCCCGCUCUUGGUGAUCUUUUGAACGAUGAAGAUCAGAAGAUAUUUAAGCAUUUGAGUUCUCUCGAGGUUGAAGAUUUUAAAGACGUCAAAUCAGGCUACUCAAUCACCUUUAAUUUCAACGCCAAUCCCUAUUUUGAAGAUACAAAACUUGUAAAGACUUAUACCUUCCUUGAGGAAGGAACAACAAAAGUCACUGCCACUCCCAUAAAAUGGAAGGAGGGCAAGGGCAUACCUAAUGGAGUUAGUCAUGAGAAAAAAGGGAACAAGCGGGCUCCUGUUGAUAUCAGCUUCUUUAGUUGGUUUAACGACACUGAGCAGAAAGAUGAAAUUGAUGACAUCCAUGAUGAGCAGGUUGCAGAAUUAAUCAAGGAUGAUUUAUGGCCAAAUCCGCUUACUUAUUUCAAUAAUGAAGAACCUGAUGAAGAUGAGGGUGAUGAGGAUGAAGCUGAUGAUGAGGGGAAGGAUGAUGGUGACUCUGAAGAUGAUGAUGAUGAGGGUGAGGAGGAUGACGAUGAGGGGGAGGAAGAUGAUGGCAAAUGAAAAAUACAUUAUGGUCAUAUUACCUUUUUUUUGCGUUGUAGGAGUAUGUAAGCGUUCUUUAGGGGAUGAUCAUAUGGC